Messenger RNA from Mycosarcoma maydis (corn smut), 1284 nucleotides. RefSeq lists its product as uncharacterized. Lineage: Eukaryota; Fungi; Basidiomycota; Ustilaginomycetes; Ustilaginales. The record is from RefSeq and is a predicted model, not a curated record. Bases 1 to 1284 code for a protein of 427 amino acids. The transcript has a single exon.
AUGUUGGCGUCGACAUCCAGCGCAUCCACGACGCUCCUCUCCUCGCGCUCGGUCGAAGGAGUCAAACAUCUCUAUCGCACUAUCCUGCAGCAAGCGCGAUUGCUUGCUUCAACGCUGGACGAUCCCGUCAUCUUGUCGUCACAUCGAUUCUUGGCUCGUAAAAACCUCGAGCCACUUCUGUCCUCUCCCACGGGCGUGCUCGCAUCACGCUCGGAAUGGCCACCUUCGACAGACGCAAAACGCAUACGCCGCGCGCAGACGCAUCGUCGUCACUUGGCAGAUGCCAACUUUGGUUGGAUGCAUAGCGUUUCGCGUGCUCUGUCCGUCGCCUAUGCACGCACCGGAAAGCUGCGUCGUGACAUUCUCACGGACUUGACCACCUCGAACUUAUCUGUCAACUCAUCCUCAAAGCAUGGUGGACAACAUUCGAAACGUCACUCGGGUCCAGGGACAGGAUUCUCAAGGGUGCUACAGACACUUCUCAUGAGCACACCGAGCAUGAACGGGGCAACAGUCAAGAGCAUCAAGCAUCUGACGGACCGACCUCCACCGCCGUUUCUGCCUGCAUUGGACGAUGCGCUAGUCAAGUAUUUUGGAAAGGCUACGAGUAAGAGAAGGGUCGAAAAUGCCAAGCGCAGGUUUGCAAAGGCGUAUCUGAAAAAAGUGUCAGUUCCGGUGGAUGUGGUCGAGGUCGACGUUGGAGGUGGUGCCGGGAAAGGCAGGAUUAAGGAGAGCUUGUUUGAACAUUUGGAGUCCAAGGCUCGACCGCCGUGCCAAGGUGGAGCCCAAAAUUUGAGCAAUCGAGGACAAGUGGAGCAACCUUGUCUACGCAGCGCAAGACUCAAGAUGGAGAGCUAUCGGUCACGCUUCGCAUCUUGCGCACACCGCAGCCGUGCAUUGAGAACACACGGAUGGGCGUCUCACCCGACCGACUUUACCCGACCACGCGCGCAACGACGACUGUACGCCCGACUACUGGACGACGUCCCCGUUUUGCUCGUCGAUUCCACACAAGCAAUUGACUCAACUGACACGUUACAGCGAGCGAGCAAGAAGAACGAUCCGCUGGGAAUCCGUUCAAAAGUCGCAAACGUAAGGCUGGACGGCGCUGUGAAGCUCAAGGUGGUCCGUUCGAGAUUGGCUGUAGGACCCAAGAUGCGUAGUGCAGAGGUGGUGCCAAGAGCAUGCUUGGAUCAAGCAGAGGUGGAAGAGCAGAGGAACACCAUGAUCCGAGGGUUGGAUGCUUCUGAAGUGUCGUUCCUGUCCAAGCAGGGUUUGCUCUAG